Punica granatum (pomegranate) is the source of this 949-nucleotide messenger RNA. Lineage: Eukaryota; Viridiplantae; Streptophyta; Magnoliopsida; Myrtales; Lythraceae. The record is from RefSeq and is a predicted model, not a curated record.
UUGACCCUUUGACUCUCUUCUCUUAAACCCCUUCCCCCCCCCACCAUUCCCUCUCACACGCAGAAGAGAGAGAAACACUGUGCAUAGUAGAGAGAGAAAGAGGCAAAGGGAAGUUUCUAGACUGAGCGAGACAGAGCUCCGAUCGACAAUGGAGGAGUCGAUGAGGGAUUGCCUCCGGAAGCUGGCCUUAUGGCACACCCGCACCUUCAGGCCCAUCACCACCCACGACGAGCUCGACCUCAUCAUGUCCACCCUCGGCUUCGUCGGCCUCCCCCCUUCCUCCCCCUCCGCUCUCUCCUCCACCGCCUGGAAGGAGUACGCCUACUCCGCUCAGUGGCGCCGCCGCCGACACUCCGGUCACCACCACCACCACGCCCCCCCGUCUCCACCGCGGCCUCGGCUGCCAUACCCGAGGAUCGACGGCCUCCACAGCUACACCUACCAGGCCUUCAUCGACGCCGUCAACUUCUACCUCGAGAUGCCGGACAUUUCCCUCCUCUUCCACAUCAGGGGGAUGCCGCUUCAGAGGGUUGAGAUGUACAAGAAGUGGAGGAGGAUGCAGGAGGACGAGAGCGUGUUCGUGUACCGGGAAGGGACCCUUGACCAGUCCACCUACCACCUCUACCACCGUGUGGAUGGCAGCAAGCAACAACACCACGGCAGCUCUACCCCGGGCAGCGGAUCCCUCAUCCUUCGCCGUGACAAGGGUGCUGCUAACAGCACCGCUCCCCCACCCGACUGCGUUGUCCCUCUGAAAGACAUCAUAGUGGUCUGACCGACGUCCUGAACUGAGAGACAUGAUUCGGUUCUUGGUGUUUUCAGUCCGUAGGCUCUGCGGAUGCAGUUUUGACAGGGAUGAAUUCUUAGGUGUUUGUAAUAACAGUUGUGGUUCGAUCCAUCAACCGACAGUCACAUGUUGCAUUCAAUUGAAGUUUUGAUUUCUAUUCCA